UCCCUUUGGGCAUCUCUGUCAGGAACCUGAUUCAGCAGCUUUGCCAGGGUCAAAUCCCACCCUGUACCAGGGAGCACCGGGCGGGUGCAGGAGGAAAGCGCUGGAUGCUGGAGAACAUCAGGAUGGAUGGAUGGAUGGAUGGAUGGGGGACCCGCCUGGGCCUCCAAGGAGAAGUGCUUCACCAAGAUGUACACUACGAGCGGGGAGUGCUGCAAAGCCUGCAACCUGGGAGAAGGGGUGGUGCAGCCCUGCGGGGUCAACCAGACCGUCUGUGAGCCCUGCCUGGACAGCGUCACCUACUCGGACACGGUGAGCGCCACGGAGCCGUGCAAGCCCUGCACGCAGUGCGUGGGGCUGCAGAGCAUGUCCGCACCCUGCGUGGAGUCGGACGAUGCUGUGUGCCGCUGCGCCUAUGGAUACUACCAGGAUGAGCCGAGCGGGAGCUGCAAGGAAUGCCGGGUGUGCGAGGUGGGCUUCGGCCUCAUGUUCGCCUGCAAAGACUCACAGGACACGGUGUGUGAGGAGUGUCCUGAGGGCACCUUCUCCAGUGAAGCCAACUUCGUGGACCCCUGCCUGCCCUGCACGACCUGCGAGGAGAAUGAGGUGCUGGUGAAGGAGUGCACGGCCGUCUCGGAUGCUGAAUGCAGAGACCUCCACCCUCGCUGGACAACACACACCCCAUCCCUGGCGGGUUCCGACAGCCCCGAGCCCAUCACCAGGGACCCCUUCAACACCGAGGUGGUGCCCAGCACCCUGGCAGACACCGUCACCACCAUCAUGGGCAGCUCACAGCCCGUCGUGAGCCGCGGCACAGCCGACAACCUCAUCCCUGUCUACUGCUCCAUCCUGGCAGCCGUGGUGGUGGGGCUGGUGGCUUACAUCGCUUUCAAAAGGUGGAACAACUGCAAACAGAACAAGCAAGGGGCCAACAACCGCCCCGUGAACCAGACGCCUUCGCCGGAGGGGGAGAAGCUGCACAGUGACAGCGGCAUCUCGGUGGACAGCCAGAGCCUGCACGACCAGCAGCCGCCCAGCCAGAGCACCCAGGGGCCAGCGCCCAAGGGAGAUGGGAACCUCUACACCAACCUGCCACCCAGCAAGCAGGAGGAGGUGGAGAAGCUGCUGCGCAGCUCCGCAGAGGAGACGUGGCGGCAGCUGGCCGGGGAGCUGGGCUACAAAGAGGACCUCAUAGACUCCUUCACGCGGGAGGAAUGCCCUGCCCGGGCUCUCCUGGCCGACUGGUCCUCCAAGGAGACGGCCACGCUGGACGCGCUGCUCGCUGCCCUGCGCAAGAUCCAGCGCGGGGACAUCGCCGAGAGCCUCUACAGCGACUCCACCGCCACCUCUCCCGUCUGAAGGGUGGCCCGGGGCGGCCCCGCGGGGUCCCCUUCCCCCUUCCCUCCCUCGCCUCUCCCCUCCCCGGCACCCAGAGCCCCGGAGGGGAGGGUGGGAAGGAAGCGGGGGCUCCCCGGGCCCCCUCAGUUGACAGUCCUCUAUGCACUGAGCUCCUGUUUUCGGUAUCGCCCCCUCCCGACGCCGUCUGCCCCCGGCAGCCCGUAAGCGGGUUGGAUGUGGGGCUCAGUCCUGCUCAACACCCAAAGCCCGUCUGUCCCCAGAGCAUCCUCUGCAGCCCGGUGAGGCUGGACAGACGGACGCAGGAACCUCUCCUCUUCCCCCUUCCAGACCCUUCUCCUUCCUCCUUGAGGCUUCAGUUCUUCUCUUCCUCCAGCCCUUUCUCCUUGUCCCACCCCACCGCUAUGUCCUGCUCCUCCCCAACACCCAAAAUCCAGCUGCUUUCCCAAACUGCAGGCAAAAAAGCAGGGCUGGGAUGAGCACGAAGAGAACUGGAGCUGCUGUACCAGGAUUUAGGAAGGGGUUUGGUUCUCUGGCACCAUGGUGGGCGAGCUGGGAGACAGGACUUGGCUUCCAGCAGCCCAACCUACACUGUGAAAUGUGGGGGGCACGGCCCCCACUCACGCUCCACGGGGCUGCCAGUGUUUGAGGAGCAGCCGGGACCAUCUGAACAUUGAGGACCAGCCAUGUGGGUGCCACCACCAGCUCCUCAGACCUGGAGCUCCAUGGGGAGGACAUUGAAGGGCUGAAAAAGUGCCUGCCCACAGCGAGGACGUGACAAAAGGGCUCUGCUCAUCCUCCCCACCCCGGCACCAGCCUUGGCAUCCCCACGUUGCACCAAGCCAGGAGCAAAGCCACCCUGCUGCCAUUGCACUGUCCCUUCUCGCCCAGAGACCCAGCUGGGGCUGGUGGUCCCACCCCCUGCUUGAAAGGGCUCCUUCUCCUCCAGCACUGUGAAGGGUGGCUCAGAAGCACCCCUGCCUGCUCUCCUGGGUGCCCUUUGCCUCUGCCUGGGUGCUGCCCAUCCUCGGUGCACCCACUGCCUCCCCAGGGCACCCAUGGGUGCUGCCACUGUGGUCCUGGGGCAUGUCCCCAGUACAACUUCUCACUUGCCUGGAGCAUCACAAGCUUUUUGCAGAGGAAGGAUGAGCUGGUGCAUGGCACCGGUGCCAGGUCCAUCCGCACCUAUGGACUCCCCCUUCACCUCCGGGUUCAGGCAGAAGCUCUUUCCCGAAGGCAGGAGGUGACUUUCCUCUCCCCUCCCUAAGGAGAUAAGCAAGAUGUCUAAAUAAUAUCAUGUCCUUUUACUAA
Molecule: messenger RNA, 2664 nt
Organism: Strigops habroptila (Kakapo)
Lineage: Eukaryota; Metazoa; Chordata; Aves; Psittaciformes; Psittacidae
Gene: NGFR
Product: nerve growth factor receptor
Exons: 6
Coding region: 127-1356 (409 amino acids)
Biological process (GO): Rho protein signal transduction
Cellular component (GO): plasma membrane; cell surface
Molecular function (GO): death receptor activity; nerve growth factor binding; coreceptor activity
Source: RefSeq, a predicted model, not a curated record